Malassezia vespertilionis is the source of this 1464-nucleotide messenger RNA. RefSeq lists its product as uncharacterized. Lineage: Eukaryota; Fungi; Basidiomycota; Malasseziomycetes; Malasseziales; Malasseziaceae. The record is from RefSeq and is a predicted model, not a curated record. Gene Ontology annotation, cellular component: transcription factor TFIID complex. Bases 1 to 1464 code for a protein of 487 amino acids. Gene Ontology annotation, biological process: transcription initiation at RNA polymerase II promoter; RNA polymerase II preinitiation complex assembly. The transcript has a single exon. Gene Ontology annotation, molecular function: RNA polymerase II general transcription initiation factor activity.
AUGGAUGCGGAGCCAAAGCCCAGGGCGCGAGAGCGUUCUGGCCGUCCACAGUUCCGCAAGCCACGCGUGCGGCUGAAUUUCUCGCGCAAUAUGGCGGGCGCGACUACCGGGAAUGAUGGCCCAAAGACGAAGGCGUACAUGCAAGGCUACGACCGCGAACUGGACAGCGAAGACGAAGAUGCCGGCGAGGGAAUGGCGUUUGAGGAGCAAAUGAUUUUGCGCCUCCCAGAGGGCCCAGGAGUUGAUGGCGAGCUAGAUGAGCUGCGCAGGGAGAUCCGAAAACGCGGCACAUUUCCGCCGAAUCUUUGGUUUAAAUUCAAAGACUCGCGCCGCGCCAUUUUUCACAUCGGAUCCCAGCUCUACUCUGCAAAGAUUGUAGACCUGCCAUGCAUUAUCGAGUCGCACAAAACGCUGGAUAGCAAGCAAGUAUUUAAAAUUGCCGACAUCUCGCAAAUGCUGCUUGUCCAGCGUCCACUAAGCAGCGAGGCGGAAGCGACCGGAUCGCAGACGAACCGUGCCACGGGCUCGGCGAAAUUUAAUUUGGACGACUAUAUCUACCCACACGGCAUCACUCCCCCGCUGAACUGGGCACGCAAACGUCGGUUUCGCAAGCGCAUUCACAACCAAUCGAUUGAGCAUGUGGAAAAAGAAGUGGACACACUGCUCAACGACGACCGCCGCGCCGAGCGAGUGGAUUAUGAGUUUGUCGACCCCGCAGAAGCGGAUAUUCUGGAGCAAGAGAUUGCAAAUGCAAAACUGGGUGGGGAGAUGCUCGGCGCCGAUGACGGAUCUUCCCAGCAAGAUUCCGAAAACGACGAUUCCGACGACGACGACACACGCAUCGCCGAUGGCGAAGGAAUGGACGACGAGAAUGUAGACCAGGAUCUUGCUGCAGAGCUUGAUGCCGCGCUUGCGCGCGAACAUGGCGAUGGAGACAGCAUUUCCGGCAGUGACAAUGACCAGGGCCCCAGCGACGACGAGCAAAGCCGGCGUGACAGUGACUUGGAAGAUUUGUGGGACGACGACGACGCUGACGAGGACAAUGACGAUACGGUAGCGGUCGGCGCGGCAGAAGAAGACAAGGACGAUGAUGACGGCGAAGAAGAAGCGGAGCGUCGUGUGCGCGAGUCGCAGCUCGAAGCGGAAUCGCGCGAGAUCGAAGUAUUGAUCCGCCGCAAGCAGCAAGACGUGGACUCCACCAUGAAUACAUUGAUCAAGGGACGCCACCAGCAAGCACUGCGCAAGCUGCAAGUGGAGCACGAUUUGAAGAAGAAACACUUGAACGACAUUAGACAGCUGCGCCGAACAAUUCGCGAGGAGCGCGCCGCCGAAGCGAAAGCACGGCUGGAAAAGGCGAAAGAAGCGGCGCAAGCAACUGCAGUGGCAGGCCCGAGCGAAGAAACGGACGAGGCUGCGGACGCAAGUGCUAAGCAAGGAACCACAGAGCCAUCUAAUUCGUCGUAG